This is a messenger RNA of Octopus bimaculoides (California two-spot octopus), 1178 nucleotides long. Its product is annotated as androglobin. The record is from RefSeq and is a predicted model, not a curated record. Gene Ontology annotation, molecular function: calcium-dependent cysteine-type endopeptidase activity. Gene Ontology annotation, biological process: proteolysis. NCBI's taxonomy places the organism in Eukaryota, Metazoa, Mollusca, Cephalopoda, Octopoda, Octopodidae.
CUAAGGUAACGCCUAUGCCAUAAACGUGCAAGAGAAACAGAGAAAAGGAAAUGCAGAGAGCGACAGAAAUAGAGAAAGGCAAAUAGAGUGAGAGGGAAAGAGAAAAACAGAGAGAGAGAGAGAGUAAAAGCGGGUAGAUCUUUUUUUUUUUUUAAAGAAAAAUGUUGCCAAAAUCGAACAAGAAAGUUGUGGAGGGCAAAAGGUUUAGUCCUGUAACAACCGCGAAGGACUCAGCUACUACACCAGUUGGAGCCCUUACUCUAAAAACCAAAAGCCUGAUAUGGCCAGAGUUCACAGAUGUGGAUUCAGAGAAAUGGGAAUUUCUCGGUAAAGGAAAAGAUACGUCCAAGACAAAAUCCCCCGUGACCCAGUACUUCGAAGACCCUGAAGGGAAAAUUGAGCUUCCUCCCUCGUUAAAGGUAGAUCACUGGAAACGGCCUCAUGAAAUUUUAAGUGAUAAGAUACCUGUGAUUGUUGAAAAUAACUCGUUAAACAUGUUUGAUCUGGUCACUAACAACGAACAUCUUCAUGAAAGUGAGGUCAUGCGGAAUAUAAUUGGCCAGAUCAUUGCAUUAUGGGAGUUCAGCUCCCUCCCCGCGCCACACUUGUUUGCUGUCUCUGAUCCCAACACACCCUUUAUUAACUACACCCACAGCUGGAGACCCUGGGAACACCUGUAUGCAUUGUGCAAGUCAGGCAAAGGGCCACACAUGCCCCUAUACAAUCCACAUGGCAAAUACAUCGUCCGUUUAUAUUUCAUGGGCUGCUGGAGAAAGCUGGUCAUUGAUGACACUCUGCCGUUUAGCAAAGACAAGUUACUCCUACCUACAACAACACAACCACAUGAAUUAUGGCCCAUGUUACUCACAAAGGCACUACUCAAAGUUGCCAGCCUAAACUACACUCUGAACUGUGGAAGCAAUGAAAUUGGGGAAUUCAACGUCUUGCACACUUUAACCGGUUGGCUCCCUGAGGUAGUUCAAAUCACCCACAAAAACACAGAGAAAACCUGGCAGUUGCUGACCAAAGUGCUGCCAGAAUGGAAGCCAGAAGAUGCAACUGCAAAGGAAGAACCGGUUGUUGAAACACUCCCUGUUGAUGCUGUAGAAUCAAUCAUUGUCCAGCCAAGCAAAUCUAUCCAGAGGUGGUUUCAGCCAGGUUGGCAUCAAAAGGGUUGA